UGCGAAUCGUUAUUGACUGCUUAGUAUAAAACGCGUUUAUUACCUGGAACCUUCAUUUCGUGCUUGUUUAAUGCAAAGAGAAUGACGUAUUUUUUUCCUUUCGCUUAUUGACCCGUGACGUCAAAGGUCGUUUAUUUGAAGUCUGCGCAGUAAACGUGUUUACCUCGCCGAAGUAAACAGUUGGCUGUUACGAGAAACACAGUGCAAUGGAGACGAGCAUUUUAACCGGCGAGCGGAUAUUCAGGGCAGAUUACAUUAAAAAGAAACGGAUUAGAAAGGGCAAAGUUCAGUAUCUAGUGAAAUGGAAAGGAUAUUCAACAAAGCAAUGUACGUGGGAACCAGAGGAAAACAUCCUAGAUCCCUAUCUGUUAUUCGACUUCAAUUCUAGACCAAAUACAAAACGGGUUGGCAGGCGACGAAAAAGUGAGGUGGAGAAUUUUCAUCCGUAUGGUGUUUAUGGUCUCCAUGACAACAAAGAGAAAAGAAAACGGGACAAAGGUGAGACGCGCUCCGUGUGUCGUCUGCGAACCUACGACAAUGGAAUCGGGGCUCUGGCGGAGGCGGCCGAAUAUAUCAAUUCACUGGAACAGACAGAUGGUACCCGGGGAGGGCUAUUGUUGCCCUCUGAAACGGGUCGUGGACAAUUUGACAAAGAAAUCGACCUCAGUGACAAGACAAACACGCUUUUGGAGCGUGCGAAACAGGAGUGGGUGCGUGAGGACAAUAACAACACGGGUAAUGCGACGUCCGACUGCUGUUGUGUGCAAAUGACUGAAAACGACCAGAAGUGUUUUGAUUGGAUGGAGGGGACACAUGCACAGCACGAGACUUCUGCGGACACGACGGAUAAUAGCUGUGAAAAAGAACAUACUUCUGUACGAUUUUCUCCUCGGUAUUUGUCCGAAGAUACGGAGUCUUACUGCGCAGAAUCCUCCUGUACGUGCACGAGUUUUGACAUGGAUGACGAUGAUGGCCGUGAUAAUGUACAAGUGUCAAGUGAACAAAAUGACCCAGAUAGCUUGUUGGUCACUGACGUCACGUGCAAUUCCAUCACAAUAACGGUCGUUGAAAGUCCAACGAAAAAAGGCUUUUUCAAAUUGGAUUAAUCAUCUGCAUCGACAUGGAGCAAUCCUUGAUACACCCACUGAACAUCAGCUUCUGAGCUAUUUGUGGAAAAACCUCUACAAUCUGCCACUUAGUAACAUCUGCACAAAACACACAUAAUGGUACAAGUUUUGCCGAAAGAUCAGAAAAGUGGUAUUAAUCAAUGAAAGUUAUACACGAAACACAUGUUUUAAAGCCCAAUGUUCGUACAUUAUAAUAAACAAUUAAGAUUUGUCGCUCCGUUUAUGAGCCUUUCAUUACCAACUUUAUUUACAACUAAUUGCUAUACUAAGUGUUGUGAGACAUUGACGGACUAAGCGAUUUUCAAAAAAAAAAAGUAAAGGUUCAUGGAAUGUUUUAUUUUUACAUUAAAAGAGUUUCCUGUCGACGAUGGUCGGUUCCUUAAAGAAGACGAUUUGACCAAGAAUUUAUAUACAUGUGAUAUAUCUAUAUACUGGUAGCAAGCAGCUGACGAAGGUCUUUCAUAACUUUUUAUCUCUCUCAUAAUUUCCAGUAUUCAAACAAUUCCAGGUUCCGAGUUUUCUCUUUAUCUGGACCGAGUUAUACUGUUUUAAGAAUUGUAUGGUUUGAACUUGUUUAAUAAAUGAUGAUACACAAAC
Magallana angulata is the source of this 1724-nucleotide messenger RNA. RefSeq lists its product as uncharacterized. Lineage: Eukaryota; Metazoa; Mollusca; Bivalvia; Ostreida; Ostreidae. The transcript is spliced from 5 exons. The record is from RefSeq and is a predicted model, not a curated record. Bases 207 to 1106 code for a protein of 299 amino acids.